This is a messenger RNA of Polypterus senegalus (gray bichir), 1318 nucleotides long. Its product is annotated as claudin-4-like. Gene Ontology annotation, biological process: cell adhesion; bicellular tight junction assembly. The coding region runs from base 35 to 670 and encodes 211 amino acids. The transcript has a single exon. NCBI's taxonomy places the organism in Eukaryota, Metazoa, Chordata, Cladistia, Polypteriformes, Polypteridae. Gene Ontology annotation, cellular component: bicellular tight junction; plasma membrane. The record is from RefSeq and is a predicted model, not a curated record. Gene Ontology annotation, molecular function: structural molecule activity.
UCAUCAAUUCUGAAAGGACUGACAAAUUCAAGAAAUGGCAUCUGCUGGACUGCAAAUUGCCGGAGUGGUGAUGGUGGUGAUUGGAUGGUUCACUGGCAUUAUCACCUGUGUGCUACCCAUGUGGAGAGUAAGUGUUGACAAGACAGCUGUAACCAUUCAGACAGUCUGGGAAGGACUUUGGAUGAAAUGUGAGCAACAGAGCACAGGAGUCACAGUUUGCAAAAGAUAUGACUCUUUACUGACCAUGUCAACAGAAAUCCAGGCUGCCAGAGCACUGACGGUCAUUUCUAUUUUUUUGACUUUCUUAGGGAUCAUUAUCUGCCUUUUUGGUUUAAAAUGCACCAACUGCUAUAAAAACAUGGCUAUCAAAGCAUAUAUUGUGAUUGUUUCAGGUAUUAUCUUCAUUAUAUCUGGCAUUAUGGUAAUGAUUACAGUCUCCUGGACAAUUAAUGAUAUUGUGCAGGAGUUCCAUGAUUCAAAGCUGUCUCAAACUCCAAAAAUGGAACUUGGUGCCUCAUUAUACACUGGAUUGAUCUCUGCAAUAUGUCUUAUUUGUGGAGGGGCUUCCCUAUGCUGCACGUGCCCUCAACGUGAUUCAAGAAACGUCCAAACCUUUAAUAUGUCAGAGACUGCAGUAUCUAAUGAAAAUUAUCAAAAGGAAUAUGUGUAAAUGAAAAAAGAAGCAGAUCGCCUCUCCUCUCUGUAGUCUGUAACAAUAGCAAUUGGCUGAAGCUAUGGACAACUACAUCCCAAGUGAUCAGAACUUUGAAAAAUGCAUCAAUGAUUUCAACCCAGACUCUUACCACAGGUGUUACACAUGGAUGAGACCUGAGAAGAUGAAGGUACUUUUGAAAUCAUUGGGAUGAAUAUUGAAAAGCUACCCUGACCAUUGAAGCAGAUGCCACUAAAAUAAUAUAGAUGCACAAAAUCUGAGGUAUGAUUUAACACUCCAGACUGAUGAAUUCAUUGAAUUAUAAAUCUGAAUUAGACAUUCUAAACAGAAAAAAGAAGGAUGUCCUGCCAUCUGUCAGCUUAAGUAUACUGAUGCCCUGAGCAUCUGAAGGCCCAUCCACUGUACAGCUUUUGAUGGUCUCUCCAGAUUUCAUUAUCUCCCAGACUCUGUAUUAUACUUCCACAGAUUUCUUCAUCCAAUGACAACCUGUUCUACUUUGUGUUUGCUGGACUCUGUUUAAUUGGCAUGUGUUUAAGAAAUGGUAUUAAUAUUACUUCAGUUUACAAAGAUUUUUAUUUAUUUUCAUUUGUUACAGACUGAUAAAAAUUGAACAUGUAAGGUAUUUCAUGAUUCAUUGUGCUAUUU